This is a messenger RNA of Nycticebus coucang (slow loris), 13466 nucleotides long. RefSeq names its product trinucleotide repeat containing adaptor 6A (gene TNRC6A). The transcript is spliced from 25 exons. The record is from RefSeq and is a predicted model, not a curated record. Gene Ontology annotation, cellular component: nucleoplasm; P-body. The coding region runs from base 5137 to 11004 and encodes 1955 amino acids. Gene Ontology annotation, biological process: miRNA-mediated post-transcriptional gene silencing; positive regulation of nuclear-transcribed mRNA poly(A) tail shortening. Lineage: Eukaryota; Metazoa; Chordata; Mammalia; Primates; Lorisidae. Gene Ontology annotation, molecular function: nucleic acid binding.
UGAGAGUUGUUCUCCUUUCCAAGAAAAAUUAUGUCUCCAACAUAACUAUAGUUCUUGGUGUGUGAGUAAUUGAUUCAACACUGCUGUGUCAGUCUGAAUUUAUAGUAGUGACACUACACACAAGUGCCAGCACCUGCCUACUCCACUGAGUCUUCUAGUGAAGACCAUUCCCAAGCAUUUACAUAGUGACUUUUUAUUUUAUUAUACUUUUAUUUCUUCUUUAUAUCAGAAAUAAGUCAUUCUUUAUGCAUUUUGAAAUUAAGUCUUAGCUAGAUUUUAUUAACUGUGAUUAUUAUUUUGAAGUAGUAAGGGGUGGUAUUACAGAAUAUUUCUUAUCAAAAGGUGCAGGAUGGGCCAGGCAAGGUAGCUCAUGCAUGUAAUCCUAGGAGGAUUCUGGGAGGCUGAGGUGCGUGGAUAGCUUGAGCUCACGAGUUUGAGACCAGCUUGAGGAAAAGCAAGACCCCGUCUCUACUAAAAAUAGAAAAACUGAGGCAAGAUGAUCACUUGAGCCUGAGUUGGAGGUUGCUGUGAGCUAUGAUGCCAUGACACUCCACUCAGGGUGACAGGUUGAGACUGUCUCAAAAAAAAAAAAAAGCUGCAGGACCUAAUAUAGUUGAGGAAAAAAGAUCUACAUACCAUGAGGUGGUUAGUGACAUGGCUCUGGAACUAAAUCAACUUGUUUUUUUGAGACAGAGUCUCACUCUGUCACCCUGGGUAGAGUGCCAUGGUGUCAUCAUAGUUCAUAGCAACCUCAAACUCCUGGGGUCAAGCCAUCCUCUUGCCUCAGCCUCCCAAGUAGUGCCCACCAGGACACCCAGCUAAUUUUUCUGUUUUUAGUAGGGACGGGUCUUGAUCUUGCUGAGGCUGGUCUCAAACUCCUGAGCUCAAGCAAUCCACCAACCUGGGACUCCCAGAGUGCUAGGAUUACGGGUGUGAGCCACUGCACCAGGCUAGAGCUAUAUCACUUGUUUUGUUGCUGUUUACUAUGUAUGUGACUUUGGGCAAGUUAAUUACUAUCAUAUGCAAACUGAGGAUAACAUUCCUACCUCAUAGGGUAGUGUGAAAACAAAUUAUGAUUAAUUAAUAUCUGUAAAGCACUUAGAAUAGGGCUUGGGUGCCAUAUAUUGUGUACCAAUUCCAUUUUAGGUAAGUAAGAUAAAUACAUUCUCUCCAGGAAAACAUCUUAUCCUUGUUCAUGUCUUUGCUUUCCAUUUAUACAUUAUUGUAUAUGAGCCUUGCCUAAAAUAUGCAUAUAUGUGGUAUAUCUCACAAUAGCAUUUGGUAAAGCCUCCAGAGGGGAGGGAAAUCCUUUUAAGUCCGUACUUUCCAAAGUAGUAAGCUUAGUCAUUAUCUUCUCAGUAUGAUAAGGGAGAAGGCUUGAGGAAUAUUUAUGCUCUCGGAACCUCAGGAACCAAAGGAACAAAGACAAAUGGAGAAAAGGUCUUAUUUAAACUUAAGUUUGUGUGGCCUCCAUUUCUCUAUGUAGGACCUUGUUUCUGGUUUUUCCUAAUGGAGUAUGCUAGUAAAAUAAAAAUUAUGGCUCCAGAAGAUUUAAAGCCAAAUACAAUAUGAAACCUGUUUUCAUCUACAAUCAUGACCCACAAAUGUAAAAACCUCCAACCUGAGACCCUUCUUCUACCAUUCCCCACAUCCUGGCUUGACUGCCUAUCAUCUUUCAGUUCUCAGGUAAAGCUUCACAUUUUCAAAGAAAGCUUCUUUGAAUGCAAUCUAUGUUGUGUUUCUUUGUUUUACACUUUCUUAGAACAAUAUUUGGUUCCUUCUGUGCACAUGCCAUAGUUUGUAGUUGCAUACCUCAUAGUUUGCCUUUUAAAAUAAUCCGCCUGGCUGGGCGCAGUGGCUCACGCCUAUACUCCAGUACUUGGGAGGCUGUGGCAGGUGGAUCACCUGAGCUCAUAGGUUUGAGACCAGCCUGAGUCAAAUCAAGACCCCGUCUCUAAAAAUAGCUGGGCGUUGUGGCAGGUACCCGUAGUCCCAGCUACUUGGGAGGCUGAGGCAAGAGGAUUGUUUGAGCCCAGGAGUUUGAGUUUUCUGUGAGCUAUGAUGAUGCCAUAGUACUCUACCCAGGGCAACAGAGUCAGACUUUGUCAUAAAUAAAUAAAUACAUACAUAUUUUUUAAAGUGAUUGGCAUACAGUGCAUUCUAUAUUGUGAUCUAGGACACAUAUGGGGACAUGUCAAACCACUCUAGACAGACUUUCAAGAAAUCAUAUUGGCUGUGUGUGGUGGCUCAUGCCUGUACUCCUAGCACUCUGGGAGGCCAAGGCAGGUGAUUGCUGGAGCUCACGAGUUCGAGACCAGCCUGAGCAAAAGCGAGACUCCCAUCUCUACUAAAAAUAGAAAAACUGAGACAGGAGGAUCACUUGAGCCCAAAUUGGAGGUUGCUAUGAGCUAUGAUGCCACAGCACUCUACCCAGGGCGACAGCUUGAGACUCUGUCUCAAAAAAAGAAAAAAGAAACAAGAAGUCACAUCAUCUUAGCUUCUCUGGAGUUGGAAAUUAGUUACAGAAUUCUUCAACCUUGGUCUUAUUGGCAUUUUAGUUCAGAUACUCAUGUUGUGGGGGCUGCAGGAUGUUUAGUUAAAUCCCUGGCUACUACCUGCUAGGUACUUGUAGUGCACAGUGUGACAAGCAAAAACCAGAUGUUGCUAAAUGUCCGCAGUGGUGAGAGUAGGGACAAAAUUGCCCCAAUUGAGAACAACUGAGUUGUUCAAAGAAAGUCUAAUAAAAAAAAAAAAAUCAGCUAAUCUUAACAGCUGUGCCAAUGUUAGUAAAUAUUACUGUUUUCAUUGCCUUAUGCUGUUGUGAAAAACUAUUCAUAAAGCUGGUAUGAAAGCAUAAUGUGCCAUACACAUAUGUCUAUAUUUUUAAACUCCUGAGAAAAUUGCAUAAUUUUAAACAUUUUAAGUAGAUAGGAUCAUGAAAGAAAAACAAAUAUGGAUAUAAGUGAAUGUACCUCAGGGAUGAUGGGAAAACGCAAGUCACUAGCAUUUAUUCAGUGCCCCCUAUGUUAACAUUUUGUAAAUCCCUUUUGUAAAAAGACCAUUUAGACUGACUACUGCCCCCCCUGCUUUGGACUGGCCUAAAUUUUUUUUUUAUAUGCUCAUUGCUUUUUUUUUUUUUUUUUGAGACAGUCUCACUUUGUCACCCUUGGUAGAGUGCCCUGGCAUCAUACCUCACAGCAACCUCUAACUCUCGGGUUCAAGUGAUUCUCUUGCCUCAGCCUCCUGAGUAGCUGGGACUAUGGGUGUGCCACAAAACCUGGUUAUUUUUAGAGAUGGGGUCUGGCUCUAGCUCUGGCUGGUCUUGAACUCCUGAGCUCAGGCAAUCCACCCACUUCGGCCUCCCAAAGUGCUGGGAUUACAGUGCUCAUUGCUUAAAAAGUAAAUAAAUAAAUAAAAAUAAGAGAGGGAAGGAAGGGGAGACAGACAUAUAGAAAGAAAGAAAAAGAGAGUUUUUUAGAGACAGAGUUUCACUUUGUCACCCUCAGUAGUGCUGUGGCGUCAUAGCUCACAGCAACCUCCAGCUCUUAGGCUUAGGUGAUUCUCUUGCCUCAGCCUCCCAAGUAGCUGGGACUACAGACGCCCGCCACAACGUCCGGCUAUUUUUUGUUGCAGUUUGGCGGGGGCCAGGUUUGAACCAGCCACCCUCGGUGUAUGGGGGCGGCGCCCUAGUCACUGAGCCACAGGUGCCGCCCAAACAGCCAGUCUUCUAAUAUUAUCAGUUAACUUCUUGGUGGACAUACUCUACAACUUCGUUUCUGUUCAUUUAUUCAUUCGUUAACUUAUUCUGUCUCAGAGAAUGAUCGGAACUGGCCCAAGAAAGUUUUGUUUGUUGAUAAUGGGAUACAUUCAAGCAUGUUAUAAAACCAGUUGAAGGACUUAGAAAAAGAAAAUGGGAAGAUCCACAGGGUUAAGGUUUCUUACAAAGUAAACUAGAAUAGAUUUUAAGCACAGAGGAGGGACGAUCUUUGGACGGAAAAAGCGUGGCUUUGUAAGAUAAAAAGAACACACGUGAAUAUAUGCAUCUUACUGUAUCUACACACACACACACUGCUGUAUCUACCUGUAGGUAUGCAUGUACCUUACUGUAUCUAGUUAAGUAUAUGUAUUUUUACUUUACACGCAUCUGUCUACAGAGAGUUUCUUUUUGUGGAACCUGCUUUCGCUUAUUCUACUGCAACCCUUUCCCUCAUGCUGGUAUUCCACCUCCAUCAUUUUUACAGUAUCCUAAUACAUGCCAGUAGUUCAGUUUUUAAAGCCACAUUGCGAUGUUGGAUAGUUCAUCCGUUUACAAUUCGUCACCACCAUCUAUGUUGCGACUUGAUAUCUUAAUAGUGAAAUAUUUUGUAGAUAGCCAGGAUUAUUUCCUGAACAGAAAUUCGUGAAAUCGGAAUUGCUGCGUCAAAGGGUCUGAAAAAUUCGGCGAAGAGAAAUCGCUUUUAAAUCUCACAGCCUACUUUGAGGUACGCAUUGUUUACCUAAGGAAACAGAAGCAAAGAGGUUACUUGACACAAGGUUAAAAACAAUUAGAAGAGCCCGAAUGUAAAGGCCGCGCUGGCUGGUCAGGCUAAGGCUGGCGGAGGCAGAAUUUGGGGUUUAGGCGAUGACCCCCCCGCGGCGUUUCUCGGUGGGGGAGGGGCCGAAGAGCGGGCGGCGGGGAAGGAAACUUGUGUCGCAGCAAAGGAGGAGGCGGAGGGAAGGACUCUGGUCCGGCCGGAGCCACCCUCGGCGAAAAAGGCUGAGCUCGGCAGGCCCCCCAGCCGCUCCGCGGGGCGCCUCGGCAUCUGGGAACUCCAGGGAGCUCCGGCCGGGGGGCGCGCGCGGAACCCGGGGGGUGGCCACCGACCUGCCCGGGCUGUGGGCAGAGUAGCUAGGGCCUCCAUCUUGGGGCUGGUGGCCGUGUCGCCCCCGGAAGGGGUUGCGGAGUGGGCCAUUCACUUCCGGUCUGGGGCCUGCGGCGGCGGCGGUGGCGGCGGUGGCGGUGGCGGCGGCGGCGGCGGGUCGGUGUAGAAAAUGGCGCUGGUGCAGCGGCUCGGGCCUCUCCCCGCGGCGCUGCGGAGGGCUUGAGGCUCGCGAGCCUCCUUCGCCGCGCCCCACUUGCUCGUGCACUUUACACACAUGAGAGAAUUGGAAGCUAAAGCUACCAAAGACGUAGAAAGAAAUCUUGGCAGGGAUUUAGUGCAAGAAGAAGAACAGUUGAUGGAAGAAAAGAAAAAGAAAAAAGACGACAAGAAAAAGAAGGAAGCUGCUCAAAAGAAGGCCACUGAACAAAAAAUCAAAGUGCCAGAACAGGUAAAGCCCAGUGUAAGCCAGCCUCAGCCUGCCAACUCUAAUAACGGCACUUCCACAGCAACCAGCACUAAUAAUAAUGCCAAGCGAGCUACAGCCAACAAUCAGCAGCAGCAGCAGCAGCAGCAGCAGCAGCAGCAGCAGCAGCCACAGCAGCAACAGCCGCAGCAGCAGCAGCAGCCACAGGCUUUGCCUCGGUAUCCCCGUGAAGUACCUCCACGAUUUCGCCACCAGGAACAUAAACAGCUUCUAAAGAGGGGUCAGCAUUUUCCUGUCAUAGCAGCAAACCUGGGAUCUGCUGUUAAAGUGUUAAACAGCCAGUCAGAAAGCAGUGCUUUAACAAAUCAACAGCCACAAAAUAACGGAGAGGUGCAGAACAGCAAAAACCAGUCAGAUAUAAACCACAAUAUUUCAGGAUCCCAUUAUGAAAAUUCCCACGGGGGACCUGUGUCUUCUACAAGUGAUUCUAGCACAAACUGUAAGAAUGCUGUUGUAAGUGACUUGUCUGAAAAAGAAGCAUGGCCCUCAGUCCCUGGGAGUGAUCCAGAGUUGGCUUCAGAAUGUAUGGAUGCUGAUUCUGCUUCCAGUUCUGAAUCAGAGAGAAACAUCACUAUCAUGGCUUCAGGGAGCACAGGUGGUGAAAAAGAUGGCCUUCGGAAUAGCACUGGACUUGGUUCCCAAAACAAGUUUGUAGUUGGUAGCAGCAGCAAUAAUGUGGGCCAUGGAAGUAGUACUGGGCCAUGGGGUUUUUCCCAUGGAGCCAUAAUAAGCACAUGUCAGGUCUCUGUGGAUGCUCCUGAAAGCAAAUCUGAAAGUAGCAACAAUAGAAUGAAUGCUUGGGGCACUGUAAGUUCUUCAUCAAAUGGAGGGUUAAAUCCAAGCACUUUGAAUUCAGCUAGCAACCAUGGUGCCUGGCCAGUAUUAGAGAACAAUGGACUUGCCCUAAAAGGGCCUGUAGGGAGUGGUAGUUCUGGCAUCAAUAUUCAGUGCAGUACCAUAGGCCAGAUGCCUAACAAGCAGAGUAUUAACUCUAAAGUGAGUGGUUCUUCUACCCAUGGUACCUGGGGAAGCCUUCAGGAAACUUGUGAAUCUGAAGUAAGUGGUACACAGAAGGUUUCGUUCAGUGGUCAACCUCAAAAUAUUACCACUGAAAUGACUGGACCAAAUAACACUACUAACUUUAUGACCUCUAGUUUACCAAACUCUGGUUCCAUACAGAAUAAUGAACUGCCUAGUAGUACUACAGGGGCCUGGCGUGUGAGCACAAUGAAUCAUCCUCAGAUACAGGCUUCAUCAGUUAUAAAUGGCACUUCCCUUUCUCAUCUUAGCAAUGGAGAGUCAAAAAGUGGAGGCUCUUAUGGUACUACAUGGGGUGCCUAUGGUUCUAACUACUCUGGAGACAAAUGUUCAGGCCCUAAUGGCCAAGCUAAUGGUGACACUGUGAAUGCAACUCUAAUGCAGCCUGGUGUAAAUGGGCCUAUGGGCACUAACUUUCAAGUUAACACAAAUAAAGGAGGAGGUGUGUGGGAGUCUGGGGCAGCGAAUACCCAGAGUACAUCAUGGGGAAGUGGAAAUGGUGCAAGUUCUGGAGGGAGUCGAAGAGGAUGGGGAACCCCUGCACAAAACACUGGCACUAAUAUACCCAGCGAGUGGAACAAACUGCCUAGCAAUCAGCAUUCCAAUGACAGUGCAAAUGGUAAUGGUAAGAAGUUUACAAAUGGAUGGAAAUCUACUGAGGAAGAAGAUCAGGGUUCUGCCACUUCUCAGACAAAUGAGCAAAACAGUGUGUGGGCCAAAACAGGAGGUACAGUGGAGAGUGAUGGUAGUACAGAAAGCACUGGACGCCUUGAGGAAAAAGUAACUGGGGAAAGUCAGAGCAGAGAUAGAAGAAAAAUUGAUCAGCACACAUUACUCCAAAGCAUUGUAAACAGAACUGACUUAGAUCCACGUGUCCUAUCCAACUCUGGUUGGGGACAGACUCCUAUUAAGCAGAAUACUGCCUGGGAUACCGAAACAUCACCUAGAGGGGAGCGAAAGACUGACAAUGGAACCGAGGCCUGGGGAAGCUCUGCAACACAGACUUUUAACUCAGGGGCAUGUAUAGAUAAGACUAGCCCUAAUAGUAAUGAUACCUCAUCUGUAUCGGGGUGGGGCGAUCCCAAACCUCCUCUGAGGUGGGGAGAUUCCAAAGGCUCAAACUGCCAGGGGGGGUGGGAAGAUGAUUCUGCUGCUACAGGAAUGAUCAAGAGCAAUCAGUGGGGCAAUUGCAAAGAAGAAAAGUCUGCAUGGAAUGAUUCGCAAAAGAACAAACAGGGAUGGGGUGGGGGUGAUGGACAAAAGUCAAGCCAAGGUUGGUCUGUUUCUGCCAGUGAUAACUGGGGAGAAACUUCAAGGAGUAACCAUUGGGGUGAGGCUAAUAAGAAAUCCAGCUCAGGAGGCAGUGACAGUGACAGGUCUGUUUCUGGUUGGAACGAACUUGGUAAAACUAGUUCUUUUACUUGGGGAAAUAACAUAAAUCCAAAUAAUUCAUCAGGAUGGGAUGAAUCUUCUAAACCUAAUCCUUCCCAGGGAUGGGGAGACCCUCCAAAGUCUAAUCAGUCUCUAGGUUGGGGAGAUUCGUCAAAGCCAGUCAGUUCUCCAGACUGGAACAAGCAACAAGACAUUGUUGGAUCUUGGGGAAUCCCACCAGCUACCAGCAAACCUCCUGGUACAGGCUGGCUGGGAGGACCUAUACCAGCUCCAACAAAGGAAGAAGAACCUACAGGCUGGGAGGAACCAUCCCCAGAAUCUAUACGUCGCAAAAUGGAGAUUGAUGAUGGAACUUCAGCUUGGGGAGAUCCAAGCAAAUACAACUACAAAAAUGUGAACAUGUGGAACAAAAAUGUCCCAAAUGGCGGCAGCCGUUCAGACCAGCAAGCACAGGUACAUCAGCUGCUGCCAUCUACAAGUGCCAUCUCAAACAAAGAGGCAAGCAGUGGCUCGGGCUGGGGUGAGCCCUGGGGGGAGCCUUCUACUCCAGCCACAACUGUGGAUAAUGGUACUUCAGCAUGGGGUAAACCCAUAGACAGUGGUCCCAGCUGGGGGGAACCCAUUGCUGCGGCAUCCAACACAUCCACGUGGGGCUCCAGCUCUGUUGGUCCACAAGCAUUAAGCAAAUCUGGGCCAAAAUCUAUGCAAGAUGGCUGGUGUGGUGAUGAUAUGCCAUUGCCUGGAAAUCGCCCCACUGGCUGGGAAGAGGAAGAGGAUGUAGAAAUUGGAAUGUGGAAUAGUAAUUCAUCUCAAGAGCUUAACUCGUCUUUAAAUUGGCCACCAUAUACAAAGAAAAUGUCAUCAAAGGGUCUGAGUGGCAAAAAAAGGAGAAGGGAAAGGGGAAUGAUGAAAGGUGGAAACAAACAAGAAGAAGCAUGGAUAAAUCCUUUUGUUAAACAGUUUUCAAAUAUCAGUUUUUCGAGAGACUCACCCGAAGAAAAUGUACAGAGCAAUAAGAUGGACCUUUCUGGAGGAAUGUUACAAGACAAACGAAUGGAGAUAGAUAAACAUAGCCUAAAUAUUGGUGAUUACAAUCGUACAGUCGGGAAAGGCCCUGGUUCUCGGCCUCAGAUUUCCAAAGAGUCUUCCAUGGAGCGCAAUCCUUAUUUCGAUAAGGAUGGCAUUGUAGCAGAUGAAACCCAAAACAUGCAGUUUAUGUCCAGUCAAAGCAUGAAGCUUCCCCCUUCAAAUAGUGCACUACCUAACCAGGCCCUUGGCUCCAUAGCAGGGCUGGGUAUGCAAAACUUGAAUUCUGUUAGACAGAAUGGGAAUCCCAGUAUGUUUGGUGUUGGAAACACAGCAGCACAACCCCGGGGCAUGCAACAGCCUCCAGCACAACCUCUUAGUUCAUCUCAGCCUAAUCUCCGUGCUCAAGUGCCUCCUCCAUUACUCUCCCCUCAGGUUCCAGUUUCAUUGCUGAAGUAUGCACCAAACAACGGUGGCCUGAAUCCGCUCUUUGGCCCUCAACAGGUAGCCAUGCUGAACCAGCUAUCCCAACUAAACCAGCUUUCUCAGAUCUCCCAGUUACAGCGAUUGUUAGCGCAGCAGCAAAGGGCGCAGAGUCAGAGAAGCGUGCCUUCUGGUAACCGGCAGCAGCAAGACCAGCAGGGUCGACCUCUUAGUGUGCAGCAGCAGAUGAUGCAACAAUCUCGUCAACUUGAUCCAAACUUGUUGGUGAAGCAGCAGACUCCGCCAUCUCAGCAGCAGUCACUCCAUCAGCCAGCCAUGAAAUCUUUCCUUGACAAUGUCAUGCCCCACACUACACCUGAGCUGCAAAAAGGGCCAUCACCAAUAAAUGCUUUCAGCAACUUCCCUAUAGGCUUGAACUCAAACUUGAAUGUAAAUAUGGAUAUGAACAGUAUUAAAGAGCCACAGUCAAGACUAAGGAAGUGGACUACAGUGGACAGCAUUUCUGUGAACACAUCUUUGGAUCAAAACUCCAGCAAACAUGGUGCUAUUUCAAGUGGUUUCAGGCUGGAAGAGUCUCCAUUUGUUCCCUAUGACUUUAUGAACAGCAGUACUUCACCAGCCAGUCCUCCAGGUUCAAUAGGAGAUGGCUGGCCACGUGCCAAAUCGCCUAACGGCUCUAGCAGUGUUAAUUGGCCACCAGAAUUUCGCCCUGGUGAACCAUGGAAAGGUUAUCCAAACAUUGACCCCGAAACUGACCCUUACGUCACUCCUGGCAGUGUCAUAAACAAUCUUUCAAUUAAUACUGUGCGGGAAGUUGACCACCUCAGGGACAGGAACAGUGGGUCAUCCUCAUCCUUGAACACCACGCUGCCUUCAACUAGUGCCUGGUCAUCCAUUCGUGCCUCCAACUACAACGCUCCCCUCAGCAGCACAGCACAAAGCACUUCAGCCAGAAAUAGUGAUUCCAAAUUGACAUGGUCUCCUGGUUCAGUUACAAACACCUCUCUGGCUCAUGAGCUGUGGAAGGUCCCUUUGCCACCUAAAAACAUCACUGCUCCGUCCCGCCCACCUCCGGGACUGACUGGUCAGAAGCCACCCUUGUCUACGUGGGAUAAUUCUCCCCUUCGUGUAGGUGGAGGAUGGGGAAAUUCUGACGCCAGAUACACCCCAGGUUCCAGCUGGGGUGAGAGCAGCUCAGGGAGAAUAACAAAUUGGCUUGUCCUGAAAAACCUUACACCUCAGAUCGAUGGCUCAACUCUGCGUACUCUGUGCAUGCAGCAUGGCCCACUGAUAACAUUCCACCUGAACCUCCCACAUGGAAAUGCUUUGGUCCGUUACAGUUCAAAAGAAGAGGUAGUGAAGGCACAAAAGUCUCUGCACAUGUGUGUACUGGGGAACACUACUAUUCUUGCUGAGUUUGCCAGUGAAGAGGAGAUCAGUCGUUUCUUUGCACAAAGUCAGUCUCUGACCCCUUCUCCCGGCUGGCAGUCUCUUGGGUCCAGCCAGAGCCGGCUGGGCUCCCUCGACUGUUCCCACUCAUUCUCCAGCCGGACCGAUCUCAAUCACUGGAAUGGUGCUGGGCUGUCGGGAACUAACUGUGGAGACCUUCACGGCACUUCACUCUGGGGGACCCCACAUUAUUCCACAAGCCUAUGGGGUCCUCCAAGCAGCAGCGACCCCCGGGGAAUUAGCAGCCCAUCCCCCAUUAAUGCUUUUCUUUCUGUUGACCACCUGGGUGGGGGUGGAGAGUCCAUGUAACAUGUAGAUGGAGACUCACAAACUGUGACCUCAGACGUGAAAGAAGGAGCACUAAGUUGGGCUCGCCGCCUGCAGCCAGGGGCCACCUGUGGGAACAGCUAUUCUCUGCACAUUUUCCACUUUGUUUUCCCCAAAACAUAUCAGUUUGAAUACUUGAAUCAUGCAGGCCAAUAUUAUAAUGUGAAAAGGUAUCUAUCUAUUUACACUCCCAAAUAGCGCCAUACAUGCUAAACCGUAUAGAAUGAGCUCACUUGUGUAUAUUCAUCAUGUUUAGCCUUUGGAUUCUUUUAUUUUUUUCUCCCCCCACCCUGACAUAUAUUCCCCACCCCCGUUUUUUCUUUCUUUCUUUCUUUUUUUUUUUGCAAAACCAUUUUUUGGGCUGAUAAUGUAUGAGCUUUUACCUUUGCACUGAAUGAUGCUCUCUCCGUCUAAUCGGCAAUAUGGGGGGGGCAGCUGUUCCAGUGUAAAUGUUUACUCAAGGAUGUUCUUAAAAGGUGUGCGCUCUCUACUAUGCCUUGAUGUUGCCUACCUUAUUGUGGUAACGUGGAGUUUAAAAGAUCAAGUUAUGAUGCUGACUUAGGAUUAUUAAUGAAAGUAUUGCACCAGUUUUUUCAUGUUGUAAACUAAAGAAUUUCGCUCUGCAGUUUGAAAAACUGUGGCCACAGCUGUGACUUGCAGCCCACCUGCCACCCAGGACGGGCCCUGCACUUUGAAUAGGCUUCCCAUUUUGUUUUGAAGGUUCCCACGUUGAGCCUUCUUGUUUACAGAUUUUUUUUGUUUGUUUUUUGAGAAAAAAAAAUGUUUACUCUUCCAUCAUUUAAAAAAAAUUUAAAAGACAAAAAAAAUGGAGGAUGAUUUAAAAGAUGCUUUCUAUCUCUGGGAAAAAAGGAGCAGCAUUUGGCCAUGUUCUUUUGUUUUUCUAUUCCUGUCCUAAAUCAAAGAGCAUGGUUCUCAGGAAAACCAGUUCCCCAGUAAAAAAAAAAAAAAACAAAAAAACAAAAAAAAAAAACUCCUUGUAGUUUCUUAUAGGAAAAAAAGAAAAACCCCAACUUUAGCACUGAUACUCCGUAUUGCUCUGUUAAAGAAUUUUCUCUGCCAAAAAAAGAAAAAGAAAAGAAAAAACAAAAAAAAAAAAAUGCUUAAAGCUGGAGUUUGACAUUCUGCUUUCAGAUGCUGUCUUUUUAUUAGUGAGUGAUGAUGGUUUGCUAAUAAUCAAUAGGUAAUAAUUUUUGUAAUCCCAUCAAGUGGCUCUAUAUGUUUCUGCUCUCUUGUGACUGUGUUAAUGUUUAACUGUUGUACCUUAAAGCCGAAAUCAGUAACUAUGCAUACUGUAACCAAGGUAUUGGGCUUACAGAGUUGUUUGUUGUAUAAAGAAAAUUUUAAAUGUUGUUGCAAACUAACGAGUUAUACACCAUUUUUAAAUUUUUUUCCUUCCCCCACUUUUUUGCCCACAAAUGGUAUUAUAAUGCUUGCUUAGUCAAAGAAGAGAGACUAAACAAGGGUAAAAAUUUCUAACAGUACAGAAUUUGCCAUCAUUUCAUUGCCUUGAUUCUGUUUGUGUCCUAAGAUGCAGAAGAAGUCAGUGGCUUUUAACUGUUUACAAAUAGAAUGUGAUUGUAAAAUGUACAGUUUGGUUGUGUUUGAAUUAUGAAAUUUCUUCAGAUAUAAUAAACCAUGACUUUUUGGCUGCUCAACAUUAAUUGUCUCUUUUUUGUGAAUUUAUUUGUAGGCUCUUUUUUAUAAUGAAAGUUUCAAAGUUGCUAUGUAUGAGGGUUCUCAUAGAGCAACCAAUUAAAAAUCUAAGCAAAUAUUUGAACAUUUUAUCUGAACUUCUCCACAAUUUCGCCCUGAAAUAAUGUGAGAACAAUGGGAAACUGUAGCUUGCUCCUUCCUGCCCUCUUUGAGCAUCUUUGGGAUCUUGUUGCUCAAAACUCUUCUGUGACUUCAUCUUCCCCACCAUUUGUGCCCAUCUCAAGCCUCAGCAAGAGACCAUUUGGAACAUGAAGCUUAAUGACUUGACAAUGUACUAGUGUUAAACUCUCAUACCUCUGUUACAAAACGAAAAAUGCCGCAGCCUGGACUGGCCUUUUCUUCCCCCCUUCACGGCCCUUACUCCUCACUGCAGGAGCUCAGGGCAGAACCUGUGUAUGUAUUUCAGUGUGUGAAUUCAAAUCAUGCUCCAACUUGCCAGGUGUAAGCUAAUGUUGUUGAACACCUUAAUAUAAGCAAAUUGUUGUUCAAUGCGUUCAAUGUAUAUUGACUUCCAUACUGGUUUUUCCAAAAACCAAAGGUAGCUUUGAAAAACCAUGUCUGGAAAUGUUCAGAAAGUUAAGCUGAUUGACCUUUUGGGGCUUUGAGUAGUAUAUAAUUGACAUCAUAACUGCGUUAAUUGUAUUGUUAAAGUGUUUGGGAGUUUUUUGCGCUUGUUAUGUGGAAAUAAAGUGUUUGAUUUUAAAAUUGUU